AUGCCUCAAAAUUCUAGCACAUCGCCUAAACUAGUCACUGAUAAUGUGACUGGGGGGAAAAAGCGAAGAAAGGUUGAUCGGGAUUUCGUUUUUGAAAACUAUCCGAGCCGUAUGAUCGCACUACGUUUAGCCUACCACGGGCACGUGCAUGACGGCCUCGCGAAACAGGAGGAGACGGCUAACACCGUCGAAGGCAUCGUCUGCGAGGCCCUUAAGCGCCUCCGACUGAUUCCGCAAAGCGGUCCGGAGAAGUUUGGCCGAUGUGGGCGCACAGACAAGGGUGUUAGUGCCCUUGGGAACGUCUUUUCGCUAAAGGCAAGGGCGAGUUCGUUUCCGGACGAUCCGGUGCAGAAGCCACCGCUCGAUUACGGCAAUAUGCUGAACAACAUCCUUCCACCGACGAUCCGCAUUGUGGGGUUUUCGCAUGUUCCCGACACCUUCGACGCACGCUUUUCCUGCAUUAGUCGGACCUAUCGCUAUUACUUUGCGCAUCGUGGACUAAACCUCGACGCAAUGGUGCGCGCCGCGAGCUACUUUCUUGGGACGCAUAACUUCCGCAACUUUUGUAAGGUUGACGUCGUGAAUGUGAGCAACUUCGAGCGCUGCGUUAGCUCGGUUGGGAUCUACCGCAGUGAGUACCUGCCGGAGAUGAUCUCUUUCUUCGAAAUCACGGCGAACUCCUUUCUGUAUCACCAAAUCCGGUGUACGAUGGAGGUUCUCUUCCUUGUCGGACGUGGGUUAGAAUCCCCCGAAGUGGUUCGCGAGCUUCUAGAUCGUGGCGAUGAAAAGCCGGUCUACCCCUUGGCGGAUGCCACCCCACUUAUUCUCUGGGAUACCGGGUUUAAGGACAUCAAGUGGCAGUUCUCCCGUCGCGCCUUCGAGAACGUAGUGCACGAACUACAGGACAUCUGCACGGCGCUGUUGAUCCGGGCGACCGCCGCGGAGGCGAUGAGGCGGCAGCUCUUUACGUGGUAUCACGGACUUGAGGACUGCACGGAGACCGAGACGUCUUCUUCGCGGCUGAUCGUCCGCGGGCCAUGUGAUUCCGUGGAUGAUAAGACUCCAAUGGAUGCGUGGAACAUCACGGGGUGCGAUUGGACGGAGCCUCGCACCCACGCCAACCUCAAGGUUCGCAGGUACAAUUUAUACCGCCUAAUUCAGUCCAGGGAUGAGCUCUGUGAACAAGAACAGCAACAGCAUCCGAAGGAAAACUUUUCGAAGGCGGUUCGCACCGAUGCAGGUCUUGCAGAUGGUGAAGAAGGUCAUACUCACAUUCAAGAAAGUAACGGUGCUUUGCAUCCUCUUCAAAAUGGAUACGUACCCCUUCUCGAACGCAAAACUGUGCGCACGUAUCAAGAGCAGGUGGGUAUGCUUACUGGGAAGAAGAAGGCUCGAUACAAAGUUAAUGAGGAUAAAAAAGCAAUGGGAGUCAAGCGUAAUGCUGACAAAUGCGAACAUCAGCAAGGUUAA
This is a messenger RNA of Phytomonas sp. Hart1, 1470 nucleotides long. The record is from the annotation of a GenBank genome assembly. Lineage: Eukaryota; Euglenozoa; Kinetoplastea; Trypanosomatida; Trypanosomatidae.